Closterium sp. Naga37s-1 is the source of this 579-nucleotide messenger RNA. NCBI's taxonomy places the organism in Eukaryota, Viridiplantae, Streptophyta, Zygnematophyceae, Desmidiales, Closteriaceae. The record is from the annotation of a GenBank genome assembly.
AUGUGCGUGUGUGUUGCUACGCACCGUGUAGAGAAGGGAAGGGGUUGGGGGGAAGCAGGGAAGGGGAUGGGGGGAAGCAGGGAAGGGGAUUGGGGGAAGCAAGGAAGGGGAUGGGGGGAAGCAGGGAAGGGGAUGGGGGGAAGCAGGGAAGGGGAUGGGGGAAAGCAGGGAAGGGGAUGGGGGAAAGCAGGAAAGCAGGGCGCAGGGAGAGGGGAAGGGGAAGCAGGACUUAGGGAGGGGGGAAGCAGGGCGGAGGGAGGGGGGAAGCAGGGCGGAGGGAGGGGGGAAGCAGGGCGGAGGGAGGGGGGAAGCAGGGCGGAGGGAGGGGGGACCCAAGGCGGAGGGAGGGGGGAAGCAGGGAGGAUGGAGGGGGGAAGCAGGGAGGAGGGAGGGGAGAAGCAGGGAGGAGGGAGGGGGGAAGCAGGGGGAAGGGAGGGGGGAAGCAGGGAGGAGGGAGGGGGGAAGCAGCCCGUUCCCUUCCUGUCCACCGCCCAUCAAUCAAGCUUUCAAUGUGACACCAUCCCCCCCUCAGCUGGUCAUCCCCCUCUGUCCCUCCCGCUCUGCCCAUCACAUCAGUAG